AAAGAUCCUCCAAAUCAUCCGGAAGAUCUUUUAAAUCAUCCGGUAGACUCUUCAAAUUAUCCGGAAGACUCUUCAAACUAUCCGGAAGACCAUUCGAAUCAUCCGGAAAAUCCUUCAAAUCAUCCGGAAGAUCUUUCAAAUCAUCCGGAUGAUUGUUCAAAUCAU
This is a messenger RNA of Helobdella robusta, 165 nucleotides long. RefSeq lists its product as hypothetical. The record is from RefSeq and is a predicted model, not a curated record. Lineage: Eukaryota; Metazoa; Annelida; Clitellata; Rhynchobdellida; Glossiphoniidae. The annotation marks the transcript as partial. The transcript has a single exon.